AUGAACAAUUGGCAAUUGACAUUUCAAACGCCCGUCGAUCUCACAGAGCACCUACGAAAGCCAUAUUUGCUAUACGACGAGCGGGAAAAAGAUGUCUCGAAAGUAAUUUUUGAUGAGCACGCCAACUUAUUGUGGGCUGGCGACACUUACGGCAGAGUUUCGUCUUACGACCCAGCGUAUGCGCUAUAUACGAGGCACGCGGGCCAUAUCGGUGCAGCACCCGUUGUCGAUAUGCUGAGUCAUGCCAGUGGUAUCAUGUCGCUCAGCGCAGAUUCCUUGAAUUUUGCUAGCCGACAAGGCGUAACGCGAUUGAACCUAACAAGCGCGGAUAUCGCCCAACUUUGUGAUAUGAAGGCCAUGUGCUUCGCCUCGAACGCUGGCAAUCACGUAUAUUGCGCGGGCGCAAACCCUGGUAGUGGCAUCAUCGACAUCGACCUCCAAAAGGGGGCACUUGCCAACAAUAUCGAUUACGCCUCCAAAGUAAAACUAUUACGUUCCGACAACAAGACUAUACUUGUAGGCAAGCAAGCCGGAUCCAUUGAUCUCCUUGAUCAAAAUUCUAACCAGCUAAUCAAGUCGUUUGCGGGCCAUUCAGCGGCCAUUUCAGAUAUGGAUAUUCGCGAUAAUACGUUGGUAACAGUGGGCAAGUCACGAAGAUUUAAUCAACUAUGCUCAGAUCCCUUUGUCAACAUUUAUGACCUGCGAAUGAUGCGGCAACUGACACCUGUUGCGUUUUCACAUAACCAAUCCAUGAAUAGUUCCGGAAGCGCAGGCGCAGAUUUUGUCCGACUACAUCCCAUUCUUCCAACUGUGAUGACUGUGGCUUCUACCUCCGGCGCCUUUGAUUUUAUCGACCUUGCAAAUCCGGCGCUGAGAUCCCAGUAUUGCCAUCCAUGCCAUUCCAUCUCUCAAUUUCAACUUUCUUCAAGUGGCGAUUAUAUUGCCCUCUUGGAACAUGAUAAUAAUAUCAAUACAUGGAGCCGAUCCAACGGAAUGUCUGGUUUUUCGAACUCAUCCGCAAUGCUAGAGUAUCCAGAUUUUCCAGAUGAUGGGCCAACAAAAGACAAAAUCUCUCCCGAUGACCAGUACUUUCCGCUCAGUUCUGUGGGGAUGCCAUACUAUUCUGAAAAACUCUUAUCUGCAUGGCCUCAUGUCAUAUUCCGAAGCAGUGGAACGUUGCCGAGGCGGUUUAAUGAGACGAUACAGACUACACAAAACGCUUCAUCACGUCUUUUCCAAUUGCCGGCAUCAAAUUCGCAAACUUUUCAGCUGGUUCCCUACAAUGUAGCUAAAUUUGGUAGAAGAAAUGUGGUAAGGCCUUACAGGUCUCUUCGCGAAAGAAAGAAGAAGCUUCUUGUCACAGACGAAGACGGCACUGACAAAAAAGAGCUUAUGAGGUAUAGACCUGUUAACGAAUUUGAAGUUCCGCCGGCGUACACGAAAUUACAAAUGGUUUACGGGAAGUAUGGAGUGGAAGACUUUGAUUUCAAGGCUUUCAACCAAACCAAUCUUUCCGGUCUUGAGUCGGAUAUAGAAAACUCUUAUACGAAUGCUGUUCUACAAAUGUACAGAUUUGUACCCGAGUUUUACAACUUUGUCGUGAGUUGUUUAAAAGACGACACUUGGUCAGAAAUUUCUCUGCUGGCAGAAUUAGGGUACUUGUACGAUAUGAUGGAUAAGGCAAAUGGAGUUGUAUGCCGUUCGUCCAAUUUUCAGAAAGCUAUGACAUCGCUUCCAGAAGUUGAUGUGCUGGGCCUUUUAAAAGAUUCCCUGACAGCUGAUCUUCGAGAGUCGUUUGCGGGCUUGGAAGUUGAAGAUCAAAAAGAUGAGAGUGGAUGUAAAUCGAACCUAACUGCUCUGGAGAAUAACGUUCCGCAACGAUUCAAUGACUUCAUACUACGCAAGCUAAUUUCUGAGGAAGUUCAGAAAAAGAUAAACACUACUCAUAGCAUUGCGCUGGAAGAAUUGUUCGGGAUCCAGCUAGCAACUGACACACGGACAAUAUCAACAUGCGAUAGUUAUGAAAAACGAUCAUCCAUUGUGCCAGCGCUCACUAUUACCAGCCCGGCUAGUAACAAUGCCAAGUACUCUAAUAAGAAGCUCAAUAACCAAACCGUUUUACCUUAUAUUGAAUCGUCUAUGAAUCGGGUGAAACACCGAAGAGCAGUUUGUGGUAAAUGCCAUAAACCUGAGAACGUUGAAUUUGAGAAAACUGUCAGGAAUUUGCCUCCGCUGCUUUCGCUAAACAUAAGCAUGUCAAAUGAUGAAUGGGCGGUUGCUAAGUCUGUUAAAAAUUGGCUAGUUAAAGAGUUCUACGCGACUUUGUCAAAAGAUAGGCCUAUAUUGAAGCUCCAACCGACUGAUUUAAAGACGACGAAUGCCAUUUUCAAAUAUGAUUUAAACGCUUACGUGGCAAGAAUUACGGACGAUUUAUCAGAGCCUCAUUUGGUGACGUAUGCUAAAAUUUACGAUCAGAAAUCCAGGCACAGUAAAUGGUUCAUGUUCAAUGACUACCUUGUAGUUGAAGUAGACGAAGAGGAGGCUCUCGAUGUAUCACCUUGGUGGAAAACACCUGAAAUUCUGGUCUACUCCGACGCGGAAGAACUUCGUAAGCCUUUUGUCCCUGCUACAAAAUUUCGCAUAAAUGAUAGUAUUUUAUACCGAGAUCAUUUUGCCAACGGUAUCAAGACCGGACUGAAAAAGGAAUACAAACUUCUGACUAAAUCUGAACCUCCACACUUCGGAUCUCUGAUUGCGAUGGAUGCAGAAUUUGUGGUUCUUGCUGAUGAACAAGUAGAAAUCAGCUGUAGGGGGCAAAGAACGCUUAUUAAUCCGAAAAAGACUGCGCUUGCUAGAAUAUCCGUUUUGAGAGGGAACGACGGCGAAGACUUUGGGGUCCCUUUCAUCGACGACUACGUUGUAAACACGAAUCAUAUUGAGAACUACCUUACUCGCUACAGUGGCAUAGAGCCUGGUGAUCUCGAUCCAGUUACUAGCACUAAAACUUUAGCUCCCCGGCAAAUGGUCUAUCGAAAAAUUUGGUUACUGCUUCAGAUGGGGUGUGUUUUCGUAGGUCAUGGACUUUACAAUGACUUUCGAAACAUAAACAUAUAUGUGCCACCUGAGCAGAUACGCGAUACGGCCCUUUAUUUUUUACAGGGCAAGAGGUACCUCGCGUUAAGGUUUCUGGCGCACGCUCUUUUAGGUUCGGAUGUUCAGAGUGGCAACCAUGAUUCCAUUGAAGAUGCCUAUACAGCUCUGGUUCUCUAUAAGAAGUAUUUGGAGCUUAUGGAAAAUAACAUUUUCGAAGCGACCUUAAACCAGCUUUACGAAGAUGGCAGGGCGUGUGGGUUCAAGGUGCCUGGGGAUCGAAGUUCGACACUGGUUUAA
Molecule: messenger RNA, 3390 nt
Organism: Lachancea nothofagi CBS 11611
Lineage: Eukaryota; Fungi; Ascomycota; Saccharomycetes; Saccharomycetales; Saccharomycetaceae
Source: the annotation of a GenBank genome assembly